AUGCUGAAACGAUUGAUAGUUGUUGCAUUUUAUUUCACGAAUUUUGUUUUUUUGAUUACGAAUGCCACUGAAACGGCGUACACUUUUGAUCUCUGUCGACCAGAACCGGUCUACCAAUUUCAUGAUCUAACGGGUGAUUUCCUUGAAAGCAUCAAUGAUACAGUUCUCUAUCAUUUGAAUUCAACGUCGUGUAAGAGAGAAAUAACUGGCUUCUAUCAAGAAAGCGUUAACGGCUAUGAAUUUGAGGUGUUUGAAGGAGGAGGGAUGACUGGAACGAACAUCAAUAUGACAGAAUACCUUGGUGGCACAAAAUUCACACAUGAUGCUGGAGAGAUCAGCGUUCGAAUCAAAUUAACCGGCAACCCAAUCAUAUCGUUUCACAUGCUUUUCACAGCAAUUGAAGGAUCCGUGCAAUUCUUUGGUGGAUCUUACUAUCACACGAAUGGCGAGUUGCUGUCGAUCCUAAAAUACGAUCCAAGUCCAAUCGUUAUCUACAUGGGUCAUUCGAGCUAUCAAAUCGAGAACGGGAUUGGUCUCGAGUACUCUGGAGAUCUCAAGUUCGAAAUGUACCACGGACUGAGCUUGGAUCAAAAUGAUCUCAUUUAUGGUGAAAACCUGACAGCUACAGGCUGCACAGCUCAAAAUAUUCGCCCUCGAUUUGUUUAUGGAAGCUAUGUGGUUUUGAAAUUACUGAAAACGACCGCCACUGGAACGAUCAAGUACACCCACAAGACGAAUUCAAACUAUAUGAUGAUGAGUAUCCCAAUGACCGCGACGAACUCAUUGGAGACUCCACCUUGUCCAAAAGUCAACAAAGCUCAAUUGCACGAGUGUAGUUACACGUUGAGCUAUGGCGGCUCAGGAAAUCGUCGAGCUAUUGGCAUGGACCUUCUCGCUCCAAUCAGAACCGAUUCAUACCUACAAAUUAUGGAGUACAAUGGAGAGACUCUUCUCAGUGACAAUACGUACUACUCAAACUCAAGUUACUGUGGCUUCAUGACAAAUGCCACAUCAGCAAUCGUGAAUUAUUAUUACCAGUGCAAGCCGGACACCCUAACGCAAAGGGAAUUCUUUUUUCAGUAUCGUGUAGGCGAUGAGAUCCCUGAUGGUGAUAAAGCUGGUGGCUCGAUCUCGUAUCUCAUUUCAUUGGUGCUAUUUUUUGUUCUCGUUUCGAUUUAU
Molecule: messenger RNA, 1179 nt
Organism: Mesorhabditis belari
Lineage: Eukaryota; Metazoa; Nematoda; Chromadorea; Rhabditida; Rhabditidae
Source: the annotation of a GenBank genome assembly